Ipomoea triloba (trilobed morning glory) is the source of this 1287-nucleotide messenger RNA. RefSeq lists its product as uncharacterized. Bases 1 to 1059 code for a protein of 352 amino acids. Lineage: Eukaryota; Viridiplantae; Streptophyta; Magnoliopsida; Solanales; Convolvulaceae. The record is from RefSeq and is a predicted model, not a curated record. The transcript is spliced from 5 exons.
AUGCCGGACGUUAAUGCCGAUAGAAGCUUUGCUAGCGAGAUAAACACCACUGGCUUUGUAAUCUGCAAAGGAAACAACGAAAAUGGCGAAUUAGAAGUGUCAUUCAAUUCAGCUUACGAUUACAACGGAUUAGCAUUAGGGUUAAACCACAGCUGCGCAAUCCGGAGAGCGAAUCAGACAGUCAUGUGUUUGGGACAAAACAGUGAGUUUUCGAGUAGCGUAGUGGGUGGCGUCCCCUUUGAAUCCAUUGUUUCCGGGCCGGAUUUCACUUGUGGAUUGAGGACAAGCAAAUUUUUAGUGGUUUGUUGGGGCCCCGGUUGGACGGAUAAUUCAUAUCCUCAAGCGGCCGAGCUUCUUCUCCCGAAGAUUCUUCCGGCACCUAUUAUUUGUGAAGUGAAGGUGAAGGGUACAGACAGUGGACAGACAGACAGACACAGAGGUCGUCUCCUUCCUCUUCAGGUCUUCAUUGACUUGGCCUUCCUGCCAAGAAAGAAUCCAAUUCCAGACGAAGAAGAAAAGAAAUCAAUCGCAGAAAUGGUGGCCCGGAGGUUCUCUGUCCGCCACAAUGACUCCACCUUCGACGUCGAUUACGACACCGACGAUGGCUUCGAAGUCCUCAAAUUCCAGCUCUUCUCUCUCACUUCCGUCCCUCCCGAUCAACAAAAGAUAUUGGGAGGUGAUGAUGAUCAGGUUGUAUCAGAAGACGCUGAUCUGGCGUCGGUUGCAGAAAAGCUCCGAUUGGUGUCGAUUGACGAAGAUGAAGAAACGAAGAAGAAAGAGAAUUCGGAGCCUAAAGUCGCGAUGUCGGAUGAAGAAUUAGCUCGGCUUUUGCAGGCAGAAGAAGAUGCACUUAUGAUGCAGCAGUUUGUAGCAAGUCAAAAUAAUGCAGGCUUUGAGCAGAAGAUAAGGCCUUACAUUGAUCAAGUUCUACAGGUAAAGCGUGCACUUGUUUGCACUUUUUUUUUUUGGCUUUGUCUUUCCCGGGGGAUAUUUUAUUUAGGAUUUUUGACAGAAUGGGAAUAUUUCAUGUGGUCUGGACAAAAAUGGGGACAUCUUUGAAAUUUGAAAAAAAAGAAAAAGAAAAAGAAAGGAAGAACUUGGUUCCAAAUGUGUUUGAAUAAGUUUGCAUCAGAAAUGCAUAUGCCAUAUACGUUUUGUUGAAAACCAAAGGGUUAUGCAUGUCUAUAGGGUUGUGUCUGUUUAUGAAUAGGUGCUUAAAUUAACAGUUAUGUGUCCGUAUAUAUAUGUACUAUGUUUCUUCAUUAGAAACAUUGAAUUGUAGUAAUA